Molecule: messenger RNA, 441 nt
Organism: Trichomonas vaginalis G3
Lineage: Eukaryota; Parabasalia; Trichomonadida; Trichomonadidae
Product: KilA, N-terminal/APSES-type HTH, DNA-binding family
Exons: 1
Molecular function (GO): DNA binding
Source: RefSeq, a predicted model, not a curated record
AUGACAGUCGAAGCAAAAACGUUCACGAACAAAUCUAAUGGCGAAACAUUCACAAAAGGCACCUAUAACGGUAUUGAAGUCUUACGUAGAGACAAGGAUGGUUAUAUAAAUGUAACAAAGAUGUGUCAGCAGUUUAGGAAAGACUUUAGAAAGUUGUUGGAAAAUAAGUCCUGGGAAGAGUAUUAUAAGGCAUUUUGUGAAGAAUAUACCAACCGCCGGAAUUCCGGCGGUUGCUUUUUAUACAAAAUUCAUGCAGGAAUUUCUGAUGAAAUCAAACAGGUUAGAGGAACGUAUGCAGACCCAAGACUUAUAAACUAUAUAGCAAUGUGGGCUUCUCCAAAAUAUUGUAUAGCAGUUGGAAAAAUUAUGGACUCCAUAGACAAGAAAGUUCAUGAGAAAUUAGAUGAAGAAGAACUUGAAGAUACAGUAGAGAAUGCUAAA